GAGAAGAGUGUGUGAUGCAAUCCUUAUGAGGUGUAAAUACUGUAUGAUCAGUCACGAACGUAAUUACAAAAAGUGCUGAAUUAGAUAUCAAAGUAUAAGGAACUAGGAGGAGCAGAGAAGUGAUUUAAACGGCGCGAAUUAAGUUGCAGAUAAAUCUUUUGUGAUAUUCGUUUGUGAUAAGAACAGGGACGGAAGUAUUUUCUAUCUGAUCAUUUAAAAUUUAGACAGGAAAUCUGUUCACCCGUUUAAUAACUACCGGGGGACAGGACUGGGGACGAAAGGAGUUACGGAACAAAGAGUCAGUGAGAUACAUCGCCAGCUGACCAGUGAAGUGCCAGUCAGGGACGAACAAUAUAAUUACCAACAUAUUACGUAACACACAUAAAUGGAUAACUGGACAAGGCGCGUCUUAAUUUUCCUGGCAUUAUGCGUUUUAGUGGACUCCACAGACUGGAAACAGCUAGCACAAGAGGAACUCGACAAAGCUUUGAACCGGAAACCCAACACCAACAAGGCGCUCAAUGUGAUCCUGUUUAUAGGCGACGGGAUGGGCGUGUCCACUGUGACGGCGGCCAGGAUCCUUAGGGGCCAAACACAAGGGAAACCGGGCGAGGAGACCGUCCUCGAGUUCGAGAAAUUCCCUAAUGUAGGACUUUCAAAGACGUAUGCCAAUGACAAACAGACUACGGGCUCGGCUUCCACCGCCACCGCCAUGAUGUGCGGAGAAAAGACAAACUACCGCAUUGUUGGCCUGAACGACCGCGCCAUCGCAAAGAACUGUUCUUCAACGUUCGGCAACGAAAUGCCAUGUGCUUUCCAAUGGUUUCGAGAGGAUGGACGGUCAGUAGGCGUGGUCACAACAGCGAGGAUCACACACGCUACGCCCGCUAGUGCGUACGCAAAAUCCCCGGAACGUGAUUGGGAGGUGGAUACGGCGAUGGUUGGGGUAACGGGAGGGUGUACGGACAUUGCUUCCCAACUCGUCUACAACAAUAGCUUUGCCAAGGUGAUGAUGGGAGGUGGACGCCGGUUUUUCUUGCCGAUGAAUGACACCGAUCCAGAAAGCAGCAGGGAUGUUGACGGAAAGAACGCCAAAUGGCAACGCCUUGAUGGUAUCGAUCUUACACAGGUAUGGAAGGAGAAGCACCAAGGUGAUAACGCGGAGUAUGUGUGGAACAAAUCCCAGUUUGAUGCUAUCGACGCCUCUAAGACGGAUUAUAUUCUGGGACUGUUUGAGGCGGGUCACAUGCAACACGAGUCAGAGCGAGACAAAGGGACAAACGGAGAGCCAUCCCUGGCGGAAAUGACGAAGAAGGCCAUCCAGGUCCUUCAGAAGGACAAAAAUGGUUUCUUCUUAAUGGUUGAAGAUGGAAGGAUAGACUCCGCCCACCACGACAACAACGCUAAGCGGGCGCUGUACUCGGUACUGGCUUUCGAGGACGCAGUGAAGGUUGCCACGGAGAUGACAGAUGAAAGCGACACCCUCAUAAUAGUGACAGCUGACCACUCACACGUGUUCAGCAUCGCCGGCUACCAGAAACGAGGCAACGAUAUAUUAGGUGUCAUAGACGUAGGCGAGAAAUCCGUGGCUAAAGAUGGCAUACCAUUUACCACUCUUUUGUACGGUAAUGGCGUAAGCUACGACUGGGGUAACAGGACCAACGUAUCCGCAGUAGAUACAACCGACAACGAUUAUCUCCAGGUGGCCGCAGCUCCACGUUCCUCGGAGACCCACGGAGGUGAGGACGUGUCCAUCUACGCACGCGGUCCGAUGUCACACUUGAUACACGGCGUGCACGAGCAACACUACAUAGCGCACGUGAUGACGUACGCCGCUUGUGUCGCGAACAACAAACAUCGAUGUGACAAUAUACAAAGUUACGAAAACACUGGAGCUGUAUGCAGCACACAUUCUGUUUUGAAACUAUUUGUAACGUACUUUCUGGUGAAGCUAAUAUUUAUAUGAAUGUAACACUGAUCAUGUGUUAUAGGCAUCACGGUUUAGGAAACUAAAACAUGUUAAUAGAUGCAGGAGCGUAACGCAUUGUCUUAAUUUAUAGUCGUAUACUUUAUAAACAACUUCUGUCCAACAACUACGGUUAAGCUUGCGAUUCAUCGACCUGGAAUUGGGUGGCUAAACUGAAUUUAUUAAAAUUGAUGCCGGCGCACGCUAUGCCAGGUUAAGAUUGAAAUGACAAUAAUGAAUCUCUGCUCCUUAUUGCUGUUACUUCUUGCUCAACUUAGCAAUAGGGAAAGAGAAUAUUGAUCAGUAGAAAUGUCACGCUCAUUGGCAAGGCUAAAGGUCAUGAGCUAAAGGUCAUGAGAAAAUCAUGCACAUUGAAUAAGAAAUGUAUUUCGCUUAAAAUAAAUAAACCUUGCUAUUGAAAGGUUCAGCUUAAGGUGACUAAAAAUAUUUACCAUAAUAAAUUCCAGCACCAAGCUGAAGGAUUUUGUUUUCAUAUGUGUAAAUCAGCAGGCUUUCAAUAUUGAUUUCCAUCUCUUGCGGCAAAAUUUGUGAUAAACAGAAGGACGCUUGU
Molecule: messenger RNA, 2537 nt
Organism: Mizuhopecten yessoensis (Yesso scallop)
Lineage: Eukaryota; Metazoa; Mollusca; Bivalvia; Pectinida; Pectinidae
Product: alkaline phosphatase-like
Exons: 10
Coding region: 386-1966 (526 amino acids)
Biological process (GO): dephosphorylation
Molecular function (GO): alkaline phosphatase activity
Source: RefSeq, a predicted model, not a curated record